UGGCAUUGGUUAUCUACGACCAGUCCUGCUACACACCCCUUCUCCGCGUCCUCUCCUCUAAGCUCUACGAGCUGUCGCUCUUUCGCUUCCACCGCCGCCACGGCGUCGCCGUCCCUCUAAACCUGGCCAAUGACUGCUGCACCGAGCUACACACGCUGAACCUUGAUUUCGGGAACCUCAGUGCGCAGGAGAUGGCUCUCGUGCUGUCUGACGUCCGAGUAAUCCUUCGCGCAUCACCCAUUCUAUCCUGCAUCCGACUUGGGAUUCCC
This is a messenger RNA of Mycena citricolor, 269 nucleotides long. The record is from the annotation of a GenBank genome assembly. Lineage: Eukaryota; Fungi; Basidiomycota; Agaricomycetes; Agaricales; Mycenaceae.